Molecule: messenger RNA, 2792 nt
Organism: Cuscuta campestris
Lineage: Eukaryota; Viridiplantae; Streptophyta; Magnoliopsida; Solanales; Convolvulaceae
Source: the annotation of a GenBank genome assembly
UUUUCAUAUUUCUUACAUUUUAAUUUUUUUUUAAAUAAUUAAAAAAAACCCUUUGAUUGAGUUAAAACAUUUUCAACUAUGAAGAAGUAAAAAAAACCUUUGGAGUACCUUUGUAUUUAUUUCAACCGUAUGCAUAUAAAAAAAUCGUAUAAUUACACAUUAAUUAAUAUUACCAAUGAGUCAAAAAACUUUUGGAAUGCCAAUUAUUACAGCCGUAAAAACAUUCAAUGUUUUAAUAAGUUCAAGGUCUAGAAUUUUCUUUAAGUAUUUCCUAUAUAAAUUCAUACACUCUUAACCCCUUACUACUCCAUUUCCCUACGAAAUUCUNAUUUAUUUCAACCGUAUGCAUAUAAAAAAAUCGUAUAAUUACACAUUAAUUAAUAUUACCAAUGAGUCAAAAAACUUUUGGAAUGCCAAUUAUUACAGCCGUAAAAACAUUCAAUGUUUUAAUAAGUUCAAGGUCUAGAAUUUUCUUUAAGUAUUUCCUAUAUAAAUUCAUACACUCUUAACCCCUUACUACUCCAUUUCCCUACGAAAUUCUUUAAAAAAGUUACACUUCUACGACUUACACUGAAGCUUGGAAUCAAUGGUAGACUGUGAGGAGAUGUAUAUGGAGGUAUAUUAAUUUUUAUAUUGGUUUCAAUAAGUAUUUCUUUAGAGUAUAACUUAUUGAUCAUUACAUAAAGUCUUUUGAAAAUCGUCAUUUUAACUCUAGGAAAGUAGUAAUUAAAUGUUUAAAAACAUACCUACCUCUUUUAUUUAUAGAUUAUAUUUCCUUGGAUAUUUCUAAUUGAAACCAAUUCUGCAUUGUCCUGUGACAAGAUGAAUGACUUAUAUUAAACAAAGAUAAAUGUGUGGGUGUGUGUUGUAAAUUUACUCAUUUUUAAAACCAUUACAAGAGCAGUUAUCUUAUUCUGGAAUUGUUCUAUAUUUGAAAAAAAUAUGUUUUAAUUAUGAAGCAAAAUUAAAUAUGAAAGAUACACCCCUUUAAUGACAACUAUCACUGACUUUUUAUAUUCUCUUCUUUUACAGAUUGAUACAUUAAAUAAAUGAUUAAAAUAUAUAUAAUACCUUGCCGAUAACAUGGAGAAUUUAAUUUCAUGAAAUGUUCUUCGGCUAGAGUUCCACACGCCUGCUUCAAAAUGUAACUACAAAACAAGAUUUACAACCAAAAAAGCAAAAAAAAAAGUCUUUUAAUCCGAACAACCCAGAUUCAGGGUAGAAAAAAAAUAGACAAUGGAAUUUAGACUUGAAAAAAUAGAACCUCAUGCAUGUUUUAAAGAACCAGAAAUUUUAUAUCUUAAAAAAUGAAAUGACUUCCAUGGAAGAGACCAUAAGCAAUUAAUCAAGAAAUCCUAAUUUACCCACUAAAGUAAAAAAACAAAAACGCAAAAAAAAAAAAUUAAAUGCUUUAGAUCUAAGUAUUCUAAAAAGAUUUGUGUUCCCUGCUCUGUCCCCCUUUAGAUCUGGACAAAAAACAGCGUGCAUGUUUUAAAACAUUGAUAUUUUAAAUUUUACAACCAAAAAAUUUCAAAUUUAUAUAUUGGACAUAUGAAAUAAAAAAGUUUUUGAUUUCUCCCUUCAAACUUGGUUAACAAUCACUACGGAGAAUUUAGAUCUGAAAAAUAAAGCAGAUGAUAUAGAACCUUACAAGGAAAUUUCAGUUUUAUAUAUAGGAGACAUGAAAUAAAAAAAAUGAUUUCUCCCUUCAAACUUGCUUAACAACCACUACGAAGACUCUAGAUCUGAAGAUGAAGCAAAUGAUAUAGGAAGAGAGAAAAUAAUGAAAAUAAAUGAGAACGAAAAAAGAGAAUGAAAACGGAAGAGAGAUGUUAAACCGAAAAUGGUGAGAUGAGAAAAAGGAAGAAAUGAACGAGUGGUGAAAAGAAAAUGGGAGGUUCCGGAUAAGGGGAAAGAAGAAUUGGAAAUGGCUGUGAGAGCAGGGUAUCGUAUCAUUGGAGGAAGGCAAAUAUGCUCUUCUCUGAUAUCCAUUCCUCGUCUGAGACACCAUCCUCAUCUUCCUCGCCCCGCUUCUUCUCAGAGGUUCCCAUCAUAUUCAAUUCAUCAGCCUGCAGGGUUUAAAUUUGAAAUUAGAUGUAUAAGUGAGAAGGCGGCUGGAAUGGGGAGAUUAAGAGAACCAUCAGGACCCGAGAAUUGGAAGAUUAAGAUGCUGUAUGAUGGAGAUUGUCCGCUUUGUAUGAGAGAGGUGAAGAUGCUGCAAGAGAGAAACAAGCAGUAUGGUACUAUCAAGUUUGUGGACAUAAGCUCCGAGGCUUACUCUCCGGACGAUAAUAUGGGGCUAGACUACAAAACGGUUAUGGGAAACAUUCAUGCCAUCCUCUCAGAUGGAAGUGUAGUUACUGAUGUCGAAGCAUUUAGAAAGUUGUAUGACACAGUUGGGCUGGGAUGGGUGUAUGCAAUAACCAAAUAUGAACCUAUUGGAACAAUUGCACGCGCUGUUUAUGGUGUUUGGGCUAAAUAUCGUCUCCAACUUACAGGCCGACCAUCUUUAGAAGAAGUUUUGGAAUUGCGGAGGAACAAGGAACAAGUAUGCAAUGAUAGAACAGACUGUAAACUUCCAAAAUAACUGCGGUAAAUACUGCCUGAAACGUUAAUCGAGUGUAGCGGUAGAUAAAAAUGGCCGGGGAGUUGCUAUCUGUUUGGACACAAUCUGUAAGAAGAUUUCAAGUGCUAUUGUAGUAGUCAUUGCAUUGCAUGUCUCCCAUCCAUACUCGGAAUGAUUUACAUUACAUGUUUACUUGCAAAAUUUACUGUAUGUAUCAAGGUUUAUC